AUGUUUGUCAUUCACAAAUUACUUAUGAUCGUUACUGCAUACGAAACGAGUUGUGCAGUGCACGGCAGCCCGCACCUCAACGCUCCCCGCCCUCUACCUGUGUGUGCAGGCGCCCGCAUCUCGCCCCUCCUCCUGGCUCCCUCCCCGCCUGCUCUCCGUGAUCCCUGCACCGUGGCAGGAGCUGCUGGAACAUCCACGCACCGCACUGCACCACAUUGCAUGGCAGUACAGGGAUGCAGCAGGUAUGAGUGCCAUGGGCAGCAGCUCGCAAGCAAACCACUUGCUGCUGCCACUGUCCUUCUGUACCUUCCUCUGCCAUGUGUUGUGCGCACUGCCCCUCGCAUCCCCUGCACCGCCUUCACCUCGUGCCAUGGCCACGUGCCCCUCUUCCCCCGCCCGCUUGAGCAGCAUUGCAGGUGGAGGCCACAGGGCGGGGCAGUGCGGGCGCACACGAGCAUGAGUCCAGCAGCGGCAUACCGCAUGGCCAUGUGCGCCCUCAACACGCAUGCGGGUGUGCUGGAAGUGCUGGGAGCACCGCUGCUGGGAGCGCCUGUGAGGGCGUACGUGCAGGGGGGCGGGGGCAUAGUGCUGUCGGGCAUGGCUGUGCGUGCUGCCCCGCGGGACUGCUGGCUGGUGUUCCCUGUGCGCGGUGCAGAGGGGCGUGGUGUGGUGCAAGUGCACGUGCACCGCCACAACGGGCAGUACGACCUGCGGCUGGUGGCGGUGGAUGUGGCAGCCGGCAGUGCAGGCAGCGAGUGCGUGGUGGUGGUGGGCGACCAUGCUGCUCUCUCCCGUGCACAGCCCUUGCUGCAAGGGCUCAGGCACGCACUGGACAAUGCGCAAGGCGGGCGAGCAGGGGCAGAGACGAGGGCUGUGGAGAAUGCCCAGCAAGAACAGGGCUGA
Molecule: messenger RNA, 903 nt
Organism: Closterium sp. Naga37s-1
Lineage: Eukaryota; Viridiplantae; Streptophyta; Zygnematophyceae; Desmidiales; Closteriaceae
Source: the annotation of a GenBank genome assembly